AUGGCCGACACUGGUACAGCCAUUAGAUAUGUGGAUAUCGGAAUCAACUUGAGUGACCCGGUAUUCAAAGGCAGGUACCACGGGAAGCAAGUCCACGACGAUGAUCUAGACGACAUCAUUCAGCGCGCACGAGAUGUGGGCUGCCAGAAGUUUAUGGUAACUGGCUCCGAUUUAAAGGAGUCCAAGCAUGCUAUCGAAAUCGCUCAGAAAUACCCUGGAUUUUGCUAUGCAACUGUUGGGGUUCAUCCUUGUCAAGCAAAGCACUUUGAUGACUUUCCCGGUGGUCCAGAGAAAUUGUUGGAUGAACUUAGGUCACUAGCUUUGGAGUCACAGAAGGCAGGUCAUGCUGUUGCUUUCGGGGAGAUUGGGUUAGAUUACGACAGACUAUUCUUGAGUGCCAAAGAACCGCAGCUUAAGUACUUCGAGGCGCAGCUUGAAAUUGCCGUCGAAAUUCAGCUGCCUCUUUUCCUCCAUUCCCGCGCAGCCAGUGAAGACUUUGAGAGGCUACUGGCACCAAAGCUGGAAAAACUGCCGAACCGCGGGCUGGUCCAUAGUUUUACAGGGACUAUGGAGGAAAUGAACAGGAUGGUGGCGCUCGGCCUAGAUAUCGGAGUCAACGGGUGCAGCUUGAAGACAGAAGAGAAUCUCGAGGUCGUAAAGGCCAUCCCCUUGGAUAGACUGCAAAUUGAGACUGAUGGUCCAUGGUGCGAGAUCCGUCCGUCGCAUGCCUCGUCUAAAUUCUUGACCGGUGCACCCCCUUUACCAAAAGCAGUCAAAAAAGAAAGAUGGCAGAAGGGGCUUAUGGUAAAAGGCCGAAAUGAGCCCGUUGCAAUUGCCCAGGUCGCGCACGUAAUUGCCGCGGUCAAGGGGAUAACAGUGGAGGAGGUCUGUGAAGCUGCGUGGUCCAAUUCGAUAAAGAUGUUUGGGCUAGGAGAGGAAGCUCCUUAG
Aspergillus versicolor CBS 583.65 is the source of this 948-nucleotide messenger RNA. RefSeq names its product 3'-5'-exodeoxyribonuclease. The transcript has 5 exons. The record is from RefSeq and is a predicted model, not a curated record. Lineage: Eukaryota; Fungi; Ascomycota; Eurotiomycetes; Eurotiales; Aspergillaceae. Gene Ontology annotation, cellular component: cytosol. The coding region runs from base 1 to 948 and encodes 315 amino acids. Gene Ontology annotation, molecular function: 3'-5'-DNA exonuclease activity.